GAAACGCCUGGUACCAAGAAAUAACCUUAAAUAUCCAAAAUAAAUUUCUUCACCCACUUCUUUCCUGCCUUAUUUCUAUGCUUAUGUCUGCUCAAGCGACUACACGCUCCACCGAAGAAUCCACCCCAAUUUCACGACCAUCCUUUGAGAGAACAAGAAAUAACAAUAGUAAUAGUAGCAGAAGCAAUAGAAACAAAGACCUUCGUGAUAAUAACUUGCCUACUGUCCGACUUUCAAAAGCUCUGGCUUGGCUGCUGCGGCACAACGCUGAGGCGCAAGGUGUGGCGAUCCGUCCUGAUGGAUAUGUCAAGAUUGAGGAUGUGCUCAAGCAUCCCAAGUUCAAGGGCUAUACAUUUGACGACAUUGUCGAGGUCGUGAAUACGAACGACAAGAAGCGAUUUCAGAUCCUUGAGGACUAUGAAGAAAACAAGAAAUAUAUCCGUGCUGUCCAAGGGCAUAGCAUUCCAAAGGUAGCAGAGCUCGACCACGAAGAAAUUACAGAUGCAUCUCAGCUCCCUGUUGCUGUCCACGGAACGUCGUCCUCCAAGUGGGAAUUGAUCAAGUCAAAGGGGCUAUCUCGAAUGAAUAGAAACCAUAUCCAUCUAGCAGUUGGACUUCCCGGCGAGGAUGGUGUGAUCAGUGGUAUGCGCCAAGGAUCUGAUCUGUACAUUUACAUCGAUAUUACCAAGGCCCUCCGAGAUGGAAUUAAGUUUUAUAGGACCGCAAAUAACGUGAUCCUCUCUGACGGCCAAGAUGGCAAUGGGGUUAUUAUGCCCCAAUACUUUGCUCGUGUAGUCAAAUCCUCAGGCGAAGUCAUUUACCCUGAUCCUUCAAAAGAAAAUACUACUUUACAUCCAUAAUUGCAACAUCUGUAGCGCAGUAGCUCUUAACAUAGUGAAUUAAAAAAAAAAGUGUUCGUCCACAUUGUAUCACAAUCCGCACACGUGUGGCCACAGUUACUUUGUGUUGUGUGCAUAAUGAAAGGAGUCGAAUGUCAAUUAUCAUUUGGUUUUUCUUCACUUGCUCCGCCCAUAAACUUGCACAUUUGAACGGAAGACACCAACAAAGCACCAUAAUACGGAGCGAACUACCAUGGAAGGGACUGCAAUCAACUUGGCCCAUCGUUAUGCGAGCGCAGCCGAAGGGU
Molecule: messenger RNA, 1147 nt
Organism: Lobosporangium transversale
Lineage: Eukaryota; Fungi; Mortierellomycota; Mortierellomycetes; Mortierellales; Mortierellaceae
Product: KptA family-domain-containing protein
Exons: 5
Coding region: 78-860 (260 amino acids)
Biological process (GO): tRNA splicing, via endonucleolytic cleavage and ligation
Molecular function (GO): tRNA 2'-phosphotransferase activity
Source: RefSeq, a predicted model, not a curated record